CAAAAAUGAAAAAAAAGCUCUUAUAUUAAAUAGAUUUAAAAAAAAAAAAAAAUCACGCCACAGUGAAAAGCUGAGGUGAUCAGUUCUCAAUUCAGGUAGAAAAAAAGAGAAUAAAGCUGGGUCAGCUACUCUCUUGCUCUAGAUUUCAAUCCCAUAAAGCUGAUUCCAUUGCCAGCCAAUCCAUGGCGGGGAAGCACUUCAAGUACGUCAUCCUCGGCGGCGGUGUAGCGGCAGGUUAUGCCGCCAGGGAAUUCGUAAAACAAGGUCUUAAGCCAGGAGAACUAGCGAUCAUCUCGAAGGAGGCGGUGGCUCCCUACGAACGACCAGCACUUAGCAAGGCGUAUCUUUUUCCUCAAGGUACAUUGCACAAAUUCUUAAAUAAAAAACCAGAUGAUGUUAUUCAAGCAUCAUGACCUAAUCUAUUCUUGAAUCAUAGAAGUCAUGAGGAUAGAAUUUUAGUUCAUGAUUAUCCACACGUUCAUUUAGGAUUAUACCUUAAUAAUUUAUAGCCCAUGAUUACUUGCUCAUUCUUAGCAAGCAUGUCUGUAGUUGAAAUCUAUUAUGCCUAAUGAUGUGAAAUAUAAUUAUUUUGGCCUAAAGAGUGUUUGGAAGAGAUGCUAAAAUUCAUUUAAAUAUCAUAAUAUUCAAAAUUAAGUAAAGUUAAGUAAUUCAACUGAACGCUAAAAGAAUAUGGAUGCUAUUUGGUUAAAGGAAGGACAAGAUUUACCUACAUAUCCAGCUCUCUUGAAAAACAGCUCAAGCUUAGUGCAAAUAGCAGUGGACUGCAAACUAAAAUCCUCUUUUAUGUUUGCAUGACAAUAUUUAUAAUUAUUAAUGGGGUAGGAGGGGCGGCUUUGCCCAUUUCAUUAACUAUAAUGGUAAAAUUAUAAGUGAGAUGCUAUAGUCACAACCCUAAAGGGAGCAAAUAAUGCAAAAUGUUAGACUCAAAAUACAAAAGAUUUAACCAAAUGAAGGAUCUACGAGUCAUGUUGAACCAUCAUCCACGGUGGCUUGUUGACCUCUAAUUGCUGAUCAUCCACUCACUAUCCACGUUAACCUCAAACCGCUCCCCACGAUCUCUCACGACACAAAACUCUCGCUCGUCCCAUUCGCAUUUUACUCACAUAGAAACAUAAGAUGGAGGGGAUUUGAAAUUUACAGGCACAGACAACUUUCUCUUCCGAUGCCGAGGCGUGCGGCUUGAUCUCUAGCCUCUUGCACUCGUUGUCCUGACUUUAGCUUCCUGCACUCGCCGGCUCGACCUCCAGCCUCCUGCACCCGUCUGGCCCUCACUUGUGCUUCUCAGACCAAUGCCCUAGCCGAUGUCCGACUCCCUCCCUCUUUAUGUUAUAUAUAUAUAUAUAUAUAUAAAUGUUUAAAAUUACAUAAUUGAGUAUUGAAGCAUUUUUCGUUCGUGAGGCUAGGCGUAUGCCUCAAGGUAUUUUGAGGCGUAAGCCUCAAAAUAAAAAGAUUGUGUAAACAUAAAAUGAUAAAUUUUGUAUAUAUUUGUUGGCUCAAGAAAAAUGGCACGAAUGCAUGAAUCCCGCUUUUGCAGCCGUAGGAUUCCACUUCUCUUAAGUCAGAUUGAAAUUAACCAGAUUUCCCCUGAGGGUAGUAUCAGGGUUUAUAGAUCUGGGGUUCUUACUUCCUAUGAGCGCAAGCACUCAUAGUUAAUUACCCCUCUUACUAUGUAAGAGAGA
This is a messenger RNA of Dendrobium catenatum, 1700 nucleotides long. Its product is annotated as monodehydroascorbate reductase 3, cytosolic-like. The record is from RefSeq and is a predicted model, not a curated record. Gene Ontology annotation, cellular component: cytoplasm. Bases 183 to 413 code for a protein of 76 amino acids. The transcript is spliced from 4 exons. Gene Ontology annotation, molecular function: oxidoreductase activity, acting on NAD(P)H. NCBI's taxonomy places the organism in Eukaryota, Viridiplantae, Streptophyta, Magnoliopsida, Asparagales, Orchidaceae.